Messenger RNA from Triticum dicoccoides, 749 nucleotides. RefSeq names its product ethylene-responsive transcription factor ERF071-like. The record is from RefSeq and is a predicted model, not a curated record. The coding region runs from base 1 to 690 and encodes 229 amino acids. Gene Ontology annotation, molecular function: DNA binding; DNA-binding transcription factor activity. Gene Ontology annotation, biological process: regulation of DNA-templated transcription. The transcript has 2 exons. Lineage: Eukaryota; Viridiplantae; Streptophyta; Magnoliopsida; Poales; Poaceae.
AUGCACGAGGAUGCUUGGAUUAAGACCAUCUCCAACAGACACAGCCACGCGCCCUCCCCUUGCAUCCUCGCCGCUUCGCCACCUCGCCGCUUUCCGCGCCACCACCGCGCCACCAUGCCGCCGCGCCGCCGGGGUUCUUCGGGCUACCACGGCGUCCGCGAGCGCCCCAACGGCCGGUACUCCGCCGAGAUCCGGUCCGGCGACGCCCGGCUCGGCCUCGGGUCGUUCCGGAGCGCGUACGAGGUAGCCCGCGCGUACGACGCGGCGGCGUGGCGCUUGGAUAGGCCCCGGUCGCAGAUGAACUUCCGGGACAUCUUCAAGCGCGAGCAGGCGCAGCGCGUCGCCCCUCCGCCGCGUCUCAUCACCGACAUGGGCCGUGCCGACCACGCUCGAUGCUGCCGCCGCCUCCUCAUCGCCGAGGAGGACAAGCGAGCCAUGGCGGAGUGGCGUCGUCACCACCCGGAGGACGUCGCCGACGAGCGUGCCUACUGGGCGGAGAGGACGGCAAGGCGCCGCGCGGAGCGGGCGGACCGGCGUCGGCGGAAGGUAUUGGCGAGUGCGCAGUGCGAUAUCGUUGAAGCAGGUGGGAGGUCGAUCUUCACGUCAGACGAUGAACGUUGGGACGACAUAUGGCUCGAUACCUCGGACAACACCGACGAGGAUGGUGAUGAUGGUAGCGACUUGGAGUAGUUUCUAUCUAUGUAUGCCGUAGUAGUUUCUAUCUAGUUGCACCGUAGUUCUAUCUAUCU